Molecule: messenger RNA, 932 nt
Organism: Pteronotus mesoamericanus
Lineage: Eukaryota; Metazoa; Chordata; Mammalia; Chiroptera; Mormoopidae
Gene: MRPL40
Product: mitochondrial ribosomal protein L40
Exons: 4
Coding region: 203-823 (206 amino acids)
Cellular component (GO): mitochondrial ribosome; mitochondrial large ribosomal subunit
Source: RefSeq, a predicted model, not a curated record
GAUCCAGCCCUCCGUUCGGGGCGUGCCCGCGCGCCGCCGUUACGUCCGGGCCCGCCAAGCGCGAUCCAACCCGCGCGGAUCGCGCCCCAGGGCGGAACGAGGGAGUGUGGAUCCACGGCACGGUCGGACCAGAGAGCGAAACACAGCGGGACGGACCGCAGAGGUGCGCGCCGUGAAGCAGUCGGUGGCUGCCUUAGGAGCCAUGGCCGCCGCAGUGCUGGGAGCUAUCGUGCGCACCCUGUGUUCGCCGUGCUGGCGACCGGGAACUUGGCAGACACAGAUUAGAGACACCCACCAUCGAGCUUCAUUGUUGUCUUUCUGGGAACUCAUUCCUAUGAGAGCAGAACCUCUGCGGAAGAAGAAGAAGGUAGAUCCUAAAAAAGACCAAGCUGUAAAAGACCGUUUGAAAAAGAGGAUCCGACGACUAGAAAAGGCUAGCCAAGAGCUAAUUCCCAUUGAAGAUUUUAUUACGCCUGUGAAGUUCCUGGAUGAAGUGAGACAGCGGCCUCAGGUCGAGCUCUCCUUUGAGGAGGAUGAGCGGAGAGCUUUGCUUCUGAAGAAGUGGUCCUUGUACAAGCAGCGAGAGCAUGAGAUGGAGAGGGAAGCCAUCAACUCCAUGCUUGAGGCCCAGCAGGAAGCUCUGCAGGAGCUGAAACUCACGUCCCAGGAGCUCCAUAUGGAGGCCAUCAAGCGGGACCCCAGUCUGUUCCCCUUUGAGAGAGAAGGGCCAACGUAUACACCACCAAUCUCCAACUACCAGCCCCCUGAAGGCAGGUACCACGACAUCACCAAGGUGUACACACAAGUGGAAUUCAAGAGGUAGAGCUGCAGGCAGCCGUCUGAACAAUCUGCCUGCCCUUCAGAGCCAGAAUGACAAGGGUUCAAGUCUGCUUGUCACAGUAUUAGACAUGCUGAGAAUAAAUGUAAAUGUA